UUUCCCUUUCCGUUUAUUUUUUAUACUUCUACUCUAGCAAACGUUUUGAUAUGAUAUUAUUUCUCGCUUAGAAUGAUGAUAUCCUAUGACAAGUAUUCUACAACAAAUACUCCCAAUAGCUAAUCAAUGGCACAUUUCAUUAAGUGGAUGACCUUGUGUCUAAUCAAGCCGGUUCUCUUGUCGUUUCCUUGGCCGCACCUUUGUAGUAGUUGCUGCAUUACACUUGCCUCAACUCUGUACAUACCUCAGGUACCUUACCUAUUAUUAUUCGCUUGCAAGUACCUUCGCACCCUUUCCAUCACAUUCAAUGGGCCCAUGGGGAAGAGUCAACAAAGAUAUUCACACCAAGUUAAACCAACCUCCACAAGACAGAUGAGGUCACCAUUCUUUGCUGUGAUGCUUUAGCUUAACCAAGUUAUCUGAUGUAAGUACCGCCAUGACAGAACCCUUUCUCCA
This is a messenger RNA of Xylona heveae TC161, 456 nucleotides long. RefSeq lists its product as hypothetical. Bases 127 to 405 code for a protein of 92 amino acids. Lineage: Eukaryota; Fungi; Ascomycota; Xylonomycetes; Xylonales; Xylonaceae. The record is from RefSeq and is a predicted model, not a curated record. The transcript has a single exon.